CGGUUAAGAAGUCACUUAAUAAAAAUAAGUAAAGCGCGUCCAAUAUUACUCGAGAGAAUUUGAUCGCUUUUAAUUUUUUACAAAUAUUGUAAUAUUUUUAUUAAAUUAUUUAUUAUAUUAAGUUUACCAUUUAUUCGACAAAGUUUUGACGGAUUUUUAAAUUAUAUUGUUAUUAUAAACAUAAAAUAUGAGCAACUUUAUACCAGCGUUUUUUCGUAGGCGAUCUUCAUCGCAUAAUAGUACAACAAAUCGCCCAACCUAUAGACAAUGGCCUUCAGCAAUGUAUUCCACAUCGGAAGCUAUUAUUGAUGUGAAAAAUGUUGAUCUUUGUUUAGAAGAAAAUGCUAAAGAACAUCAUACAGAUCGUUUUGAUGCUGCUCAAUCAUAUUUAGUUGUAAGACGUGGUCAACCAUUCACAUUAAAAAUAACAUUAAAUAGACCGUUUGAUAAGCGAAAGGAUGCUAUCAGUUUUAUAUUUACUGUAUUUGAUGAUGAUAAACCAAGUCAUGGGCAUGGUACAUUAGUUGGAUUAGUUCCACAAGAUCAUGUUAACUAUUUAGGAGAUCCUUAUGAAUGGGGUGCAGGAGUUCUCUCCUUGAAUGGAGACGUUAUGACAGUGUUAAUAAAACCAGCUGUAACUUGCCCGGUAACUCAAUGGAAAAUGGAUGUUGAUACAAAAUUAAUUGAUGGACCAUCAAAAAGUUAUACAUUAACUCAACCAAUUUAUAUUCUUUUUAAUGCAUGGUGUAAAGAUGAUCAAGUAUAUAUAGAGGAUUAUGAUGAAAGAAAAGAAUAUCUUUUAAGUGAUACAACAUUAAUAUGGCGCGGUUCAUAUAAUAGAAUGAGACCGUCUGUUUGGAAAUUAGGACAAUUUGAAAAGCAUGUUUUAGAUUGUUCACUGCUAUUGAUUGCAGAUGUUGGAAGAGUUGGUGCCGCAUAUAGAGGUGAUCCGGUUCGUACUACAAGAGCCCUUUCAGCAGCAAUAAAUUCACCAGAUGAUGAUGGCUGUAUAUUGGGAAGUUGGGAAGAAACUUUCCCAGAUGGUAUUGCACCUACAAAAUGGAUUGGUUCAGUUGAAAUAUUGCAACGAUAUUAUAAAAAACGGAAGCCAGUUAAAUAUGGACAGUGUUGGGUAUUUUCGGGAGUAUUGACUACUGUUGCAAGAGCUUUGGGUAUACCUUCACGAAUAGUUACAAAUUAUUCAUCAGCGCAUGAUACGCAAGCAUCUUUAACUGUGGAUUAUUUUAUUGACGAACAUGGUAAAAUUAUGGAAGAACUUAAUACAGAUUCAAUAUGGAAUUAUCAUGUUUGGAAUGAAGUAUGGAUGGCGAGACCAGAUUUAGGCGUUGGAAACCAUGGUUCAUAUGAUGGCUGGCAAGCUGUUGAUGCAACACCUCAAGAACAAUCUGAUGGAAUGUACAGAGUUGGACCAGCACCAGUUAGUGGUGUUAAAUAUGGAGAAAUAUUACGUCCAUACGAUUCGAAUUUCUUGUACUCAGAAGUUAAUGCUGAUAAAGUUUUUUGGCGUUAUCAUGGUCCUUAUCAACCAAUGAAAUUAUUAAGAAUAGAUACUUUAGCUAUAGGACAACUUAUAAGCACGAAGAAAAUUGGUAAAUGGGAACGUGAAGAUAUAACACACACUUAUAAAUUUCCAGAAAAAUCAGAUGAAGAACGUAAUACAAUGUUAAAAGCUCUUCGACAAGCUAGAAGUGCUUUUGCGCGCUACUACUUGAAUGAAAAUUUCUAUGACGUUAAAUUUGACUUCGAGCUGCGAGAUGAUAUUAAAAUUGGUGAAAAUUUUAGUGUAGUUCUUAAAAUUGAAAAUAAAUCAACUGAAAAACCUUAUACUGCUUAUGGACAAUUAAAUGUCGACACUAUUCUUUACACUGGUACACAUCGAGAAGAAGUAAAAUCUUUAGAAUAUGACAUUGAAGUUAAACCAGAAUCAUCAGAAUAUGUUAAAAUGCAAGUUGAUUACUUUGAUUAUGUCCCAAAAAUGUUACCACAAGGUGCCUUUAAUAUUUCCUGUUUAGCUUCAGUCAAAGAUACAGAAUUUGAAUAUUUUGCGCAAGACGAUUUUCGUGUGAGAAAACCAGAUAUUAAAAUAACAUUCCAAGGGAAAAUAAUAUCACAAGAACCAGUAGAUGUAAUCGUUCGUUUGACAAAUCCUCUCCCAAUUCCUAUAAGAAAAGGUUUAUUCCAUGUUGAAGGACCUGGUAUUGAAAAAGCUUUAUUAUUUAAGAUUGCAGAAAUUCCAGUUGGAGGAACUGGUGCAGCAACAUUUAAAUUUACUCCACCCUAUGCUGGCAGAGGUACUUUAGUGGCAAAAUUUGAUUCAAAAGAUUUGGAUGAUGUUGAUGGAUUUUUGGCGUUUGAAGUUGAACCCAGACCAGGUGAUGUUUUAACAAAUGGUGCUACUUUUACGAAUGAAAUUGUUAUACGAACUGAUGUUAUAGAAUAAAUAAAAAAAAGUAACAUAAGUUAAAAGUUCGUGUAUUUAAAAAAAAUUACUUACUAUAAUUAAGAUUGCCAUUUUCUUUAGUAUUUUUUAAAACUGAAAACAUACUGUAUGUACUGCAUAAAAAUUUUUAAUUUCGAUUACGUAUAUAACAUGUAUGGAUGUAUGUAUGUAGCUGUUAAGUAUAUUUUAGUAUGAGUAAACAUUUUAUUGUUAUUUUCGCAUAACCUGCCAAAAAAAAAAACAUAAUGCCAUUAUUAUUAAAUUAAUGUUAAAAUUUUUAUAAAACAUUUUAAUCCGAAUUUAGAAGAAUAAGCUUUCAUAAACA
Messenger RNA from Condylostylus longicornis, 2786 nucleotides. RefSeq names its product annulin. The record is from RefSeq and is a predicted model, not a curated record. Bases 188 to 2461 code for a protein of 757 amino acids. The transcript is spliced from 5 exons. Gene Ontology annotation, molecular function: protein-glutamine gamma-glutamyltransferase activity. Lineage: Eukaryota; Metazoa; Arthropoda; Insecta; Diptera; Dolichopodidae. Gene Ontology annotation, biological process: peptide cross-linking.